AAAACACUGUUUGGUGGCUGAUAAGCUGAAUAAGCUGAAGCGAACAGGCCGAAGAAUUCAUGGAGCAAUAGUUGUAAUGCAGGCACUUAUUUGCAAAUUAAUAAAUCUUAUUGCUUGAAAUGCACGGCUAUGCUAUUAUAGGGUGUGUCCUCAACAGCCGCUCCCUAGUUUUCAGUUGCCUUUGGUUGAACAUUUCCAACUUCCUCUCAGACAUGCGCCACAAGAGCAACCACACCAUCAAAGAUCAAAACUUUUUGCUCCUCGGAGAUCAUCGGCGUCCACGAACAGGAGAUGCAAAUUAGUCAGUCCAUGACAUUGUGAGGAUCAUCUGAUCUUUCAAGAACAGUGUCUCGUUCAUCAGGCUUGUUGGAUUUUUCUUGCGGUUUAAUCGGUUCCAUCGGUUUGGAUCCGAUCGGGAGGAACCGAUGGGGCCGCCGCAGAGGCGGCAGCCGGAUCAGGCGCGGCCGGCGGGGAGCGCGUGCGUGUGGGUGGUGGCGGUGGUCCUCCUCCUCGCCGUGCUUGCCGGCGGCGGGUGCCUGGUGCUCUACGUGACGCUGCCCCCGGCCGAGGUGCCGCACUGGCUGCCGGCCGCCGGGCUCGCGCUCGUCGCGUUCCCGUGGGCGUUCUGGAUCGCCACGUGCGCGUACCGGUGCUGCUGCUCGGGUUCGGACGCGGCGGCGCCGCCCGUGGCGAGCAACGUGGAGCGGCCGGCGUCGUCGAGGAAGGCCGUGGCGCCGAUGCCGAGCAGCAAGAGCCUCAAGGGCACCCGCAGCGCGAGGCACGCCGGCGACGGGGCGACGCCGGCCUCGGGGUCCCCCACCGCCAGCAGCGCCGCGCGCCGGGUGCGGUUCGGCGACACCACCGUGCUCGGGGAGGAGCACGCCGCCGCCGCCGCCGCCGCGGGGGACAAGGACGACGGCUCGUCGGUGCACUCCAACGAGAGCGAGGCGCCACUCGCCUACAACAUGCAGCCCUCGUCAUGAUGUCUUCUUCCACAUCACGUAGUGCAGCCGUGCAGGUAAUCAAUCAAACCGCGGAUCAUUUUGUAAUCGAGCAGCAGACGCAAUCUCGAAUAUGAACGAAACAAAUUAAAUCGGUUGCAGUUCUAUUGUAAUAUUAAUCUAGCUAGAUUAGAAUUCAAAAAUGGCUCUGACAGUAAGAUGGAUGUGUCAUU
Messenger RNA from Setaria italica (foxtail millet), 1174 nucleotides. RefSeq lists its product as uncharacterized. The coding region runs from base 426 to 983 and encodes 185 amino acids. The transcript has a single exon. Lineage: Eukaryota; Viridiplantae; Streptophyta; Magnoliopsida; Poales; Poaceae. The record is from RefSeq and is a predicted model, not a curated record.